AUGUCGCUCGAUGUUUUGAUCCAAGAGUAUAUGGACAUGCCAGUGGUCACCCGGGCCUAUACGACAGCAUGCGUCUUAACUACCUUGGCCGUGCAACUGGAUAUUGUCACUCCGUUCCACCUGUACUAUAACCCUGUAUUGAUUUACAAACAUUUUGAGUUAUGGAGACUAAUCACGUGCUUCUGCUUUCUUGGCACGUUUGGGUUCAGUUUCUUGUUCAACAUGAUCUUUACCUACCGCUACUGCCGCAUGCUUGAAGAAGGAUCUUUCAGAGGCAAGACGGCCGAUUUCGUGUACAUGUUCUUGUUUGGGGGAACGUUUAUGUGCAUCAUGGCACUGUUUGUCAACAUGGUGUUUCUUGGUCAGGCGUUGACGAUAAUGCUGGUGUACAUAUGGAGUCGCCGAAAUCCAUACAUCAGGAUGAAUUUUUUCGGCAUUUUGAUAUUUCAAGCUCCGUAUCUGCCUUGGAUUCUGUUGGGAUUCUCGAUUCUGCUCGGAAAUGCGGUCAUCGUCGAUUUUAUGGGCAUAGCUUGCGGUCAUUUUUAUUACUUCCUUGUUGACGUGUUUCCCAAUCAGCCAGGCGGAUUUGAAGUUUUAAAAACACCUGCGAUUCUGUAA
This is a messenger RNA of Soboliphyme baturini, 618 nucleotides long. The record is from the annotation of a GenBank genome assembly. Lineage: Eukaryota; Metazoa; Nematoda; Enoplea; Dioctophymatida; Soboliphymatidae.